GCCCCACCAGCUCCCUCAGCCUCCACCACCAACACCUGUACAAAUUGUGCAGAAAUGCCCAGAUUGUCCGGCUCCCCAAGUAGUCGUGGUUGUCCCCGAACAACAACCAGCGAUUCCCACAAAUCUUUUCACUCAACAAUUAAUGAUGCAAGCGCUCGGUUUUGGUGGAUUAAAUUCUCUUGGAUCGGGUAAUCAACAGCAACAAAUGCAAACGAUGGCUAUGAUGCAUUUGAUGCAGGCCAAGAUGCUUGGCAUGAUGCAAAUGGCAAAAAGAUUUGGUGGUCGUCCGGUUCCUCUUCAGCCCGUUUUCCGUACCACCGCUGAAUAUUCUUAUCCCGGAAAGAAAAUCGUGUUUUGGCCUCCUUACAUCUCAGCUAGACCAAAGGAAGUUGUCCGCCCAGCUCCAGCUCCAGCUCCAUCUGGCUAUGGACCCGAACCACAGCCACAAAUUGAGACAUCGCAAUACAAUUCAAAUCAAGAAUCAACGAAUAUUCCGGAUAUUUCUCAGAACCUUUUCCCCAACCACCAUCUGGAU
Messenger RNA from Mesorhabditis belari, 535 nucleotides. The record is from the annotation of a GenBank genome assembly. Lineage: Eukaryota; Metazoa; Nematoda; Chromadorea; Rhabditida; Rhabditidae.